CACCAUCGAAUCACAACGAGGGAGGAAGAGAAAAGCCAUUGGUUUGUGUAUAGAACGGUUGGAUAUUCAGGCCUCGUACACACAAAUUCUCCAGCAGCCGACAUUAUAAAUAAAAGCUCGGAAGCUUCUUGAGACCUGAACGUGGCUCGAUGCGGCACUAUAAUGGAUGUGUUUUUAACACUUAGUAAAAGCCUUUGUUUCAUUCAUAAAAAGGAACACACGUCGCCUCCGGACGCCCAUUUGAGUGCUUAUUGAACCUCGCUGUUGAAGUCUCCCUUUUAAUCCCCUCUUAAUUGGCAGUUUGUAGGUCCGUUCGGUUUAAAGGGAGAGAACGAAAUGUCGGGUCGCAGCAUCACGUAUGGCGGUGAGAGGACGUGAGCGGCUCGAGGACACCGUCGAGAAGAUGCCACGCGCCUUGCGCAAGCUCGUGCAUCUCGUGCUGCUGUGCCCGCUUCCCAAGGGCCUGCAGUCCCGUAUGCCUGCAGUGAAGGUGAAGUACCUGAUGGUGGCAUGGUUGGGUGUAUUGGUGACCAGCUGGGUUGUCUAUAUACAGUACUCAUCCUACUCUGAGCUGUGCAGGGGCCAUGUCUGCACGAUGCUCAUUUGCGAGCACUACCAUAAGGGGAUUAUCUCGGGUUCUGUGUGUAAGUCUUUGUGUGAAGAGAAAACUCUAACUCUGCAACGCUGCCUCUCCACAUCGCCUACACAUCAGGUAUACAGUGGCGUGUGGAAAGAGAAAGCAGUUGUAGUAAAGUGUGGAUUGCAUGAUGCUCAGCGUGAUGCCAGUCUCUAUGAUAAACCCACACGUGGCACGUCCAUGGAUGAAUUCCGAGAGAUGCUGCACUCUUUUCUCAAGAACAGUCUGGGUGAACAGCUUUCUCUUGGCUCACUUGUCUUGCGUAUUGUCUCACUGGCUGAUGUCAACGCGGAUGGCAAAGUAUCUCUAGCAGAAGCAAAGUCAGUGUGGGCUCUACUGCGCAUUAAUGAGUUUGUCUUGACUCUGGUGCUACAGGAUAAAGAGCAUGCACCCCGUCUUCUGGGGUUCUGUGGUCAGCUUUACACCACAGAGCAUGUGGCCCACAGCACUCUCUUCAGUGUAAACAUACCAUCCUGGCUCCAACCUCUUGUGCCCAAAGCUCUAAGCAGUUCGCUAAACCACUGGCUGGCUCCAGCCUGGCCACGCCGUGCACGAGUCUCAAUUGGGCUGCUAGAGAUGGUCGAGGAACUCUUCCAUGGUGCCUAUGGCACAUUCUACAUGUGUGAAGCCACCCCCCAGCGUGUGGGCUACAGCACCAGCUACGACUGCAAGAUGCCUGACCUGGGAGGUGUGGUACCGGAAGCAACCGUACGGGCAUUCCUGAGAGGACGAGCUUGUCAAGUAAACACUGACUGCACAUUUGGGAGUGACUGCACAGCCACUUGUGACCGCCUGGCUAAACAGUGCAACAUGGAAGUAGUGCGACCAAAUUUGGCUAAAAUUUGUGCCCUCCUGAGGGAUUUCCUAUUUUUUGGGACACCAUCGGACUUAAUGGAUGACUUGGACAAGCAACUUCGCACCUGCAUGACACUGAGUGGCCUGGCCUCGCAAAUGGAGGUGCAUCACUCACUUGUGUUAAACAACCUCAAAACGCUGCUAUGGAAGAAGAUCUCGGACACCAAGUAUUCUUGAUCAAAAAAUCUUGAUAAGGUUGGUCAAAGCAUGUACACAGAAAUAUGGAAGAAAUUCAGUGUACUGAAAGGAAACUCCAGUAUAUUGACCAGCAAUCUAUCAUUCUAGAUGUGUAUUUGAAUGAACAUCUUGAGCCAUAACCUUCAGUAAAGAAGCUUUAGUAAGAUAUCUUUAAAAGUGUGCAUCAGGAGAUCUCUUUAAUGAACCAGAUAUAUAGAGGACAAAUUGGCGUAUUUUCUUCCCAUAAUCCCACAUUUUACUACCUACUCCUGCAGAUUUAUAUAAAUACAAAAUAAUAUGAGGUAGUUUUGGAUGUUCUAAAAACUCUCUCUCAGAUAGCCUGCAUUUUCCCAAUUCAUAGUUCCCAAAAUAUAUAGUUAAUAUUCCAACAUUGGCUGUUUUUAACUUAAUAUCUAUAAGAAACUGAGCAUAUUUAUCUUUGGCAAAUGCUAAGAAACAAAAUGUAGAAAGAAAAUAAAUACGAAAUCUAAAUAUUAAAAAGGGGUUACAAAAACAUAUCUAUAUUUGGUGACAAGCCGUUGCCAUUAAAAGUGGGUUAGUAAAACUCAGGUUUAAUGUUGUGUAGUUUAAUUAGUAAGCUGGUGGGUUGUUUCCAGCAGAAAUUGCUGUGAAUUCUACACAUUCUCUCAUUGGCUCUCAGUUGCUUUUGUCUCUCAGCUCUCUGUUAUCCGAAAUGUGGUCUUUUAAUUACUUAAAUAAUUAUUAAUAAUUGAAUUAUUUGAAUUUAAUACCGUAUUUACUUAAGGCAAUCAAAAAUGACAUGUAAAAUGACUUUUUGUGAAGUGAAUAUUUCAAAAAUCAAAAAUGUACUCUUUUCUCCCUGUUGUCACAGAUUGUAGAUGGAGAUGCAAAUACAGCCUAUUCGUUAUCAAGUCAAACAAAAACUAAAGGAACAAAGUGGAUGUAAGAAGCAUGGACAUGAAUUAAGAUUACAAGGCCAGAAACACAGACAGGCGAUAAUAUUUCACACAAGAUAAAUGCUUGACAAAGAAAACACAAAAAAUAGUGUUAUUAAUUACUGAAACAAGACACAGGAACAGAUAAUCAUGCGGGCAUACUGUAUGAUCCAGUCCUGUGAUGUGCUCGGGUGAUGACAAAUGUAGUUUCUGCCCCGUUGCUGGGGCUGACAUGACACCUACCCUCUAAUGUAGAAGAGACAAAGACAAAAUUUCUACUAAAUGUUAGGAUAGUAAAAGUGUUCAUGAGUAGCUAAUAUUAGCAAAAUUUUCUCCAACAGUUUAAAACAAAAGAAGGCGGUUAUAACAUAAACUUUCCUCACAGGGCAGUAUGCAAAUAUGCAAAGAUACUUUCCAGGUUAAAGGUUUACAUGGCAGAUGUUAUAUAUUAAUAAAUACAUAUUGUCCAGUUAGACUGGACAGAAAUGUUAUUCCAGCUAGCUUCAGUGACUUGACUCUAUUACAGUAGGUAUACACAGGUAUAGCUUUUAUUCUGACUGAUCUCAGUUAAAGAAUUAGUGGAUUGUUGUGUUCUCUGCAACCUCCUCAACCCCGUCACCCCCUGACUCUCAAUUCAGCACACGUGUCAAAGUUUUACUGAAAUACAGUUUGUGUUCUAGUUGAAAUGUGGACCAGCAAAAUAGUUCAGGAGCACUGGACUUAUUUGUAUGGAAAAGCGACUCUGUGGUAUUGUGCACAUUGGAACAAAAUGAAUAAAAGGAAUUUCAUACUUUUUAUUUAAUGAAGUUGUGAAACAUAAUUUGUGUUGGUGGCAGGCUGUCAUUAGUAUUUUCACUGCAACACAUGCUGAGCUCCAUGUCAUUUUUGAUUAUACUAAGUGGUGAAGCAGAAUUUAUAGUAGACUUACUUAAUUAUUUAUAAUUAUCUAUAACUACUCUGUCUCUACUCUUUCGUGAUUUCAUUCUGUAUAUUUGUAAAUAAAACGUGGUUAAAAUGCAACCAAAUAUUGUUCUUGUCCUUCAGCUGCUCUUUAUUUAGGGUUGCUACAGCAGAUCAUAUGAUCCACACAUUCUUUUGGCACUGGUUUUAUCCCAUUUUAUCCGGGCCUGGGAACGGCACCCCUCACUGACUUCCCUGGUUCCCUGCCUAGUAAUCAAACCCCGGCCAUGGCUGUGAAUUGUGCUGGAAGUUUUUUUUUUAUGUCAGUGAAUGUAUAUUAGCUAGAAACAUGGGGUGGGGGCUAAUGACAGACCAAAACAGUGCUAAUGAGUAUGCCAUCAGGUUUCCUUUUUGCUUAACCAAUGCUGUAUUGGAUGGGACUUCACCCAAAUAUGUCAAGGAGAUUCAGUGAUUUCUGAGAUUUGCCAACUUUUGUUGAUGUUUUAUUAGAAUCUAGAGAGUUAUGUCGCAGCAUCCAUCACCUCAUUAACUAAGAAAUCAACUAGCCCUUUUAUGAACCAACGAGCCCUUUUUCAGUACCAAUAUAAAUUGGUACUGGUCAAGUUCGACACCUGUUUAUCCCAUAUGGUUAGUUUCCAGGUCCUGGGGUCACUUUUCGCAUCUUCAACAAAACCUGGGACAUUAUUUUGCCCUUUGUUUUUUUCCCCUUUUCUAAUUCUAAUAAAAACAACCCUUGAAAUUACAUUUAGGACUUUGUGUAGUGGAUUAACUUAUCAGGCUCUCCUGAUGUAGACCUGGGUUUUUAUUCCUGCCACUGGUAGUCAGUGUACCAGUGAACUCCUGGAACAUCGUGGUGCUGUAUUGUUGGAUUGGCUAUAAAUACAAAGACCAUCUUGGGUUCCACUUGUGUCGGGUAAGAACAGAAAGCUGAGGCUUCAAUGGGAUGACUCACCAAAACAGUUUGUUUAAGACUAGAAAAACAUAGCCUGGUCUGAUGAAUCUCAAAUUCUGAAGAAGGACACAGAUGAUGGUGUCAGAAUUAGGUGCAAACAGCAUGAAUCCAUGGACCCAACCUUCAUUGUAGACCCAUCAUUUAGAUACUCAUCAAUCAUCACUUAAAUGCCUCAGCCUAUUUGAGUUAUUACUGAUCAUGUGCAUUCCAUAUGCGUCCCUUUAUGGCCAUAAUUCCCAUUUCACCCAUAUUCUUAAGUUUAUUACUAGCAUAACAAUUCACCAUGUAACAAAGCAGGUCAUUUCAAAGAUUUUAUGAAUAUGGUGGAAUAUGGAAUUUCAGUGGUCUUCACAGUGACUGGUUUUAAAUCCAAUAGAACACCUUUGGGAUGUGGUAAAAAAGAAGCAUGAUUUUCAGGCAACUGCUGGUUGGGGACCUAUACACUACAGUACAAUACUGAAGAUGUGUACAAAUUAUUUCCAGACAUUUCAUGAAUACUGCUAUUGUAUGUGUCAUGUCUGUGUUCUCUUUUGCCAACUGUGCAGCACAUUUUCAGUACUGUCUAUGAAAUACCACUGUGUCCCACUUGAAUCCUGCUGACUUUAUCCAGCAGAACAUUAUCCUUUAUUCAUCCUGUUGAAGCAUACAAAUAAAGUUUUCUGAUUGUCUGGGAGCAUGGUGCAAGUGUCCAUGAUGGAGAAAAUGCAUAGAGACUGGCUGUAUGGUAAACUUUCUUCAGAGUUAAAGCCUUUUCAAACUGAUUUUUAUUAAGCUUGCUUACUUUAGCAGUGGUCCAGCCUUUUCUCCUGUUUCGUUGAAGAGAUCAAAUGAUAAUAUUUUAAAAACAUAUAUUAGGCAUUUUAAAAGACUGCAGUGUUUAAAAUCACUAGAUAAAAAUAAUAGCAGCUUAAAGUAAACCUCUACCAUGAUGCAAUGAAAUUUACUAUAUAGAUAAAAUCAUAACUGCCAUUUUGUGGGUAGCAGUCAAGGUUAGUUUUGAGCCUGUCAGUGGCACUUGUGAGCUGGUUGAGGCUGAUCUGUUGUUCUUGAUCUGUAAGGUACUCAAGGAGAGUCAGCACAAGGGAAAGUAUUGUGGAUUAUUCAUCACCCAAAUGGACCUCCUGGGAAUCAGCGAACCGUCUGGACAGGUUUACACUUUGAACAGUGUACAUAAUGGAGCCACAAAUUAAAUAAACUGUAUACAGGCUUACAUAUAAUUUGUUUGCUAAUAUGUGUUGUAAAGGUCUGAGUUUUACACUGGUGCAAACCUGCCAACAUUGGAAAAAAAUUUUGAGUAGCAACUUACUGCAGCGACACGGCGCGAGGUCAGGCGCAAGUUCACAUGCUCACUCAUCACAACUUUUUACUUAGCACAUAGUUCUCACUCACCACCAUAUCUAGUUAUUCAACAUACAAGUAGACCAUGAAGAACUCUUUUAUUGAAAAGGCAACAUAAAAAC
Tachysurus fulvidraco (yellow catfish) is the source of this 5919-nucleotide messenger RNA. It is a transcript of the gene dipk1b, whose product is annotated as divergent protein kinase domain 1B. Bases 359 to 1669 code for a protein of 436 amino acids. The transcript has 5 exons. NCBI's taxonomy places the organism in Eukaryota, Metazoa, Chordata, Actinopteri, Siluriformes, Bagridae. The record is from RefSeq and is a predicted model, not a curated record.